Molecule: messenger RNA, 1062 nt
Organism: Jatropha curcas
Lineage: Eukaryota; Viridiplantae; Streptophyta; Magnoliopsida; Malpighiales; Euphorbiaceae
Gene: KUOX1
Product: KAR-UP oxidoreductase 1
Source: RefSeq, a predicted model, not a curated record
AUGAAGGGUGAUGAGAGAUCAUGCUCAUUCACAAUUGGCAAUACUGCCCAAGAGAAGGGAUUGUCAUAUUUGCCUGAUUGUUAUGUAAUUCCAUCUUCAGAACGAUCGAGUUUGACUCCUGAGACUGCCAUUAUACCUGUUAUUGACAUUGCCGAAUUGAUACAGGAUGCUGUCUGAAGGGCUUGCGUCGUCAAAGAAAUUGCAAAUGCUUGCCGUCAUGUCGGUUUCUUUCAGAUUGUAAAUCAUGGAAUUUGCCAAUUGACGCUGGAUGAAGCUCCAUCCGUAGCGACGGAUUAUUUUGAAUUACCGACAGAAGAGAAAAUGAAGUUGAUGUCUAAUGAUGUGUAUAAGCCAGGAAGGUAUGGAACAAGCAUUAAGGACGGAAAUGACAAAUUCCAAUUUUGGAGGGUCUUCCUCAAGCAUUAUGCAUAUCCUCUUUCUGACUGGAUUCAUUUAUGGCCCAACAAUCCAUCGCAUUAUAGGGAAAAAAUGGGAAAAUAUUGUACAGAAGUGAGAAAGCUAGCCCUAGAAAUAACAGAAGCCAUUACAGAAAGCCUUGGGCUAGGCCCAACUCACAUCACCAACAAAAUGGAAGGAGGAGUACAAGUAAUAACAGUACAUUGCUACCCACCAUGUCCAAGCCCACAUAUGGCACUUGGGUUGCCACCUCAUUCAGACUACAGUGUUCUAACCAUUGUUCUUCAAAGUUCACCUGGCUUGGAAAUAAUGGACGCAAGGGAUGACAAAUGGAAAGUAAUACCAGAACGUCAUGGCGUUCUUCAGGUCCAUGUCGGAGACCAUCUUGAGGUGCUAAGCAAUGGCCUUUAUAAAAGUGUUUUGCAUAGAGCUACACUUAACUUUGAAAGAACAAGAAUGUCAAUUGCUAGCUUACACAGUCUGGGCAUGGAUCAGAAAAUGGAACCUGCAAAAGAGCUUGUGGAUGAACAAAAUCCUAAGGGAUAUAAAGAAAGUAGUUUUAGAGAUUUCUUAAAGUUUCUUUCCAGUAAUGACAUUGCACAAGGGAAGGCUUUCAAAAAUACACUGAAGAUCAUCAAGACUUAG